GUGUUGCUCAGAUUUCUCUUCAAACUUCGCUCUGUUAUUUUGAUAUUCCUGUCUCGCAAUCUUUGCAGCAUUUCCUUUAUGGAAUAAUCAUUUGACAUAUGAUUUACUACAAUUAUCAGUACGUGUAUUUUUACCUGGCAAAGUCGCAAAGAUCAACAUAAGUCUAUUUUCAAUCCUGUGACUAAUUUGCUGCUUACGGCUCCUGAAAGCCCGAAGGGGGGAAACGGUCACUGGCGCUUCAAUUGCCAGUGGGUGAGCGCGAGGGAGCACUGGGUUGUCUCCAGUUUCCUCGAAACUCUACACACCACAGUCCGUGGUAGAGUAAAAUGAAACAUCUUUGGCUUCACACCCUGACCUUCUUGCUGAUUGUCGAAACAGUCAAAACAGGAAAUAAGAAAUUUUACCAGGGGCCAUGUGAAGGAAGAGACUGUAGUCAGGGCUGCAAAUGUAUCCCAGAGAAAGGAAGUCGGGGUCGACCAGGGCCACUUGGGCCUCAGGGUCCCAUGGGUCCCCCAGGACUGCUAGGACCAGAAGGUAUACAAGGACUGAAAGGAGAGCGAGGAGCACAUGGACCCCCUGGACAGCCCGGAGCAAAAGGAGACAUGGGUCCAAUGGGAGUUCCAGGAUUUCCAGGCAGUAAUGGCGUUCCAGGUCACCCUGGGCAGCCGGGUAUUCGAGGACUUCCAGGUUUGGACGGCUGCAAUGGCACCAAUGGGGAAGAAGGAUUUCCAGGCGUAACAGGCUCUCCAGGGCCUCCAGGAUUCCCGGGUCCAUUUGGUCCAAAAGGUCAAAAGGGUGAGCCUGCUGCAUUUCGACCAGUCACAGGACCACAGAAGGGUGAACCUGGCAUACCCGGAAUUAAUGGAGGUCGUGGUGAAACUGGUUUUCCAGGAAUGCCAGGUCCUGCUGGCCCUUAUGGACUACAGGGUCCUCCAGGUCUCCCUGGUCCACCAGGCCCACCAGGAGAAAAAGGUAACAUGGCCGUUGGCUUUGAAGGGGAAAAAGGAGACAAAGGAGAUACAGGUCCUCCAGGUCCUCCUGGCCCAGAGUAUGUCUCAGGGGACAUUUUCACCUUUACAAGUACAGGUUUUCUAAAAGGAGAAACAGGAGAUAAGGGUGAGCCAGGGGACACAGGUCUAAAAGGAGAACAAGGUUAUCCUGGACUUUCAGGUCCAUUGAUUGGUAUAGUAGAAAAAGGAGAAAAGGGAAUUCCAGGUUUGCCAGGACCUCGGGGUUUUCCUGGAUCGGAUGGAUCGGAUGGAUUUCCUGGAAGACCGGGUCUGAAAGGACAGCAGGGGAGCCCUGGAUAUAAUGGAUAUCCUGGACAGAAGGGAGAAUUGGGAGCAAUUGGCCCACCUGGUUUACCUACAUACUUAGACAUAGCCAGGUCAACAAAAGGCAUUGUAGGUGAUCCAGGUGAACUAGGAUUUCAAGGUGUUAGAGGAGAAGUUGGACCAAAAGGUUCAGUAGGUCCAGAUGGUGCACCAGGCUUUCCAGCACCCUUUAGAGGACCCACUGGACAACAAGGACCACAAGGCAUCCCUGGUUCCAAAGGAGAUGUGGGAGAUGAUGGAAUUCUAGCAACUGGAUUACCUGGAAUUCCUGGAAGUAUUGGAUUCCCAGGACUUCCAGGUCUACCUGGACCACCCGGAUCAAAUGGUCAAAUACCAAUACUUCCUCGAAUAGGUGAAAAAGGAGUGCCUGGAGAACCUGGUCUUGGAGGGCAGCCAGGUUUUACCGGACCUAAAGGAUAUAAAGGUGAUGUCGGUGACUGUGCAUGCAUUAGUGGAGAACCAAUACCUGGGCCCCUGGGUCAGCCAGGUCCAGCAGGAUUUCCUGGCAGAGUUGGCUUCCCAGGAGCCAAAGGAGAACGUGGAUUACCAGGCCUUUCAGGUCGACCAGGCCUUCAAGGACCUCCGGGUUCAAAUGGUGUCAUACAUGGUUUUCCAGGUCUUAAAGGAGAAAAGGGAGAUCCAUCGUUUUCCACUAUAAAAGGUAGUCGUGGUGAUCCAGGAGAAAGGGGAUUGAAUGGCCCCAUAGGGUUUCUAGGAAGACCUGGCAAAGAUGGAACUCCUGGCUUACCAGGCCGUCCAGGACCUCUUGGUGAUAGUGAACAAGGUAUUCCAGGAGACAAAGGUUUUCCAGGCCUGCCAGGUUCAAGAGGCAGACAAGGUGACACAGGUUUUCCAGGCAUUGGUUUCCCAGGAUCUCCUGGCUUCCGUGGAAUCCCAGGUGAUCCAGGAUCAGAUGGUUUACCAGGAAAGAAAGGGCCCCCUGGCCCAGCAGGUGGCUGCUGCUGUGAUCUGAAGCUUGUUAAUGGAGACUUAGUCACAGAGGGAGGUGGCACAUUGCCCUGUGUGAUCAUAGGACCACCCGGCCCACCUGGACCCCAAGGUUCACCAGGAGUUACAGGCCCUAAAGGAUACAAAGGCAGUGCUGGUUUUCCGGGGCAAGCUGGUUUUGAUGGAGAGAAAGGUGAACGUGGAUCUCCAGGAACACACGGGUUGCUAGGACCAAAAGGAUUUACUGGGAUACGUGGUGACAUGGGUCGUACUGGCAGACCAGGUUUGGAAGGGCCUGAAGGUCCCCCAGGAAUACCCGGAACUCCUGGAUUCCCAGGUAUUAAAGGAGCCCCUGGUGAAGUAUAUGGAGCAGAGCCUGGCACUUCAGGACCACCAGGCCAGCCUGGACAAUAUGGAGACAAAGGUUUCCCUGGAGAUACAGGCAUUCCAGGACAGAAAGGUUUUGAUGGAAGAUCAGGCAUACCAGGUACAAAAGGUGAGCAGGGUAACCCUGGAUUCCCUGGUUUGCCAGGAUUAAAAGGAACACAAGGAUAUGGAGGUCCACCUGGACUUGCAGGAAGACCAGGUCCUGCAGGAGUACCUGGAUUCCCUGGAUUCCCAGGGCCACCUGGACUGAAGGGAUUGAGAGGUGAUGCGGGGUCCCCAGGUCCUGCUGGCAUGAAAGGUCUUCCGGGUUUUCCAGGAUUUGCAGGUGUUCCAGGACAAAGAGGACUGCCAGGUCAGACUGGCUCUCCUGGACAGAAUGGACUGCUUGGUAGUCCUGGAGCAAAAGGUGAUAAGGGGUUUUCUGGAGUAAGAGGAUUUCCUGGUAUUCCUGGCCAUCCUGGAUUUCCAGGUGCAAGUGCACUGAAAGGACUUUCAGGAGAACAGGGAAGAUAUGGCCAAACUGGAGAACCUGGGCGUAAAGGUGAAAAAGGUCAACGAGGUGAACAGGGACCUCCUGGAAUUGUUCCCACUGUGAUUUCUCUUGCCAUGAAGGGUGAGAAGGGAGUUGCUGGCCCUAGUGGACAACCUGGUUUCACUGGAGAACGAGGUGAUAAAGGUUUUUCUGGACCAUCUGGUCCUCCUGGCUUGCCAGGUCUAACAGGUCUGCCUGGGAGUUCGAAAGGCUCGCAAGGUGAUCCAGGUUUCCAAGGUCUUCCAGGGAGGCAAGGUGCCCCAGGGGAAGUAGGAGUGAGUGGUAUCACUGGAUUUCCAGGAAUUGCAGGGCAAAAGGGCGCAUAUGGGCUUCCAGGUCCACCAGGGCUCCCAGGUUCACCAGGCUUUCCUGGACCAAAGGGUGACCAUGGUGACAUAACUGGUAUUCCAGGCCCACCAGGGAGGAGGGGAGAGCCCGGGCAGCCAGGAUUUCCAGGUGAUAGUGGCAGGAGUGGUUUACCAGGUGACUCAGGCUUCCCAGGAACUUCAGGCUUUCAAGGGUUGAAAGGGGAGCCAGGAAACUUUGGGAGACAAGGACCAGCAGGAUUACCAGGUUUACCAGGAACUCCAGGAAAAAUUGGGUUCCCAGGAUCUCCAGGACUACCAGGUCCUCCAGGACUUCCAGGUCCUACUGGUGGUUUUGGUUUGAAUGGCUUCCCAGGACCUCCUGGUCUGCAUGGGUUGAAUGGACUGCCGGGCCCCAAAGGACCACCAGGAACUCCAGGCUUUUCUGAAAGUGCACCUCCAGGGCUCUCAGGACCCCUUGGUUUCAAGGGUGAGAAAGGAUUGCAGGGAGUAACUGGAGCACCAGGAUCUUUUGGUCCAAAAGGAUUACAGGGAGAUACAGGAGAUGUUGGCCCAGUAGGCUUUCCUGGACUGCGUGGCCCUCCAGGAAUUUCAUUCCCUUCUAACAUAAUUGGAAAGCCUGGAGAUCCUGGACAACCUGGUCAGGAUGGUGAAGCAGGUUUUCGAGGCCCACCAGGUCCACCUGGUCCUCCUGGUUUAUCUAUCAAUCAAGGUGACAGAGGUGAUCCUGGCAUCCCUGGUGUACCGGGCAGCAAAGGUCUGACUGGUGACCGUGGACUUCCUGGUCCACCUGGAGUUCCUGGAGCUCCUGGACUUAAAGGUCUGAGAGGUGAACCUGGUCAGUCGGGACUUCCAGGCCGCAAAGGAUCUCCUGGUGACCUUGGCCUUCCUGGGAACAAAGGUGAACCAGGACUUCCAGGCUUUCCUGGAUAUCCUGGCCUUCCAGGUCCACCUCACGUACCUGUAAUUAGCCCAGGCCCUCCAGGCAUCCCAGGUCUUCCAGGAAUUAAUGGUCUGGAAGGUGAAAUAGGAUCACCUGGACCACAGGGAGCACCUGGUCAGAAAGGACCAAAAGGCUUUCCUGGGCGAGCAGGUGAAGCAGGAACCCUGGGAGCACCUGGUUUCCCUGGCAGGAUAGGAGAUACGGGCCUACCUGGUAUUACAGGACCCCCUGGAUAUAAAGGUCCUCCAGGAAGGCCAGGCCCAGCAGGUCGUCCAGCAAUGCCUGCUCGUGCUGCAAGUAUUGGCUACACAUUGGUGAAGCACAGUCAGUCAGAGCAAGUCCCACAGUGUCCCCUAGGAAUGAGCAAGCUGUGGGAAGGAUACAGUUUACUCUAUGUAGAAGGGCAAGAGAAGGCACACAAUCAAGAUCUGGGUCUGGCUGGAUCCUGUUUACCUCGCUUUAGUACUAUGCCAUUCAUCUACUGUAACAUCAAUGAGGUGUGUUAUUAUGCAAGUAGAAAUGAUAAAUCUUAUUGGCUUUCCACCUCAGCUUCUAUUCCUAUGAUGCCAGUGGAGAGGUUGGAGAUCAGGCAGUACAUUAGUCGCUGUUCUGUUUGUGAAGCUCCUUCUCAGGCUGUUGCUGUUCACAGCCAGGACAUUACUAUCCCAUCUUGUCCAGUCGGUUGGCGAAGCUUGUGGAUUGGUUACUCUUUCCUUAUGCACACAGCUGCUGGUGCUGAAGGAGGGGGCCAGUCUUUAAUGUCACCUGGAUCCUGCUUGGAAGAUUUCCGUGCCACGCCAUUUAUUGAAUGUAAUGGUGCCCGUGGAACCUGCCAUUAUUUUGCCAACAAGUAUAGUUUCUGGUUGACAACAAUAGAUCAGAACAGUCAGUUUUCAAAUGCUGCUCCUCCUUCUGAAACCUUGAAAGCUGGACAACUCAGAACUCGAGCCAGUCGCUGCCAAGUGUGCAUGAAGAACUUGUAGUAAUGAACCGUGAAUGAAGACUUGAUUCUCAAGUGUAUGCAGUUUAUUUCUGGAGCAUGAAAAUUAAUCUAGGAUUAUACAAUAACUGCAGCUUUGACAGUGAGUCUGCUAAAACUGUUGUCUGAUUAACAGUGGGGGGGGGGGGUUACUCAUGUUGGUGUUACAAUUAAUUGAUUCAUUUGGCAAUUUUGGUAUUUUUGGCUACCUCAGAAAAUGUUCAGUGUGUACAACACCAAAAAGGGCUUCUUUGGGGUAGAGAGAAGCAAUUAUAGAACAUAACUGGUGCUAUAAUAUUUGACAGCCACUGACAAAAUGUAGCAAAAAUACCAAAAGAAGGUCCAGGACUGUCGUGCCAUGAAAGCAGUAACUCAAAAGAUGUAUGCAUGGUCUUUGAAAAGAAAUGCAUCACUAGGUUUUGUGUUUGUGAGGAUCUUAUGGGGAUAUAGAUUAUAUUAUGUCAUCAAACUGAACUGAGGGCUGAGAUUAUGAAGUGUAUGUUGAUAAAAAAAACUGUUUAUAACUACACUGCUUAGAGUCAGGCUUAGAGAAGAUCGAACCACAGACAAAGGUUGUGGGGAAUUCUUAAAAAUCAGAGUGAAAAAAGCUUUACAAUAUUCCCAUAAAAUGCUCGACUCAGCCGAGUGACGUCUACAGGCGUUUCUGCAGUUACCUCCUACUGUUCCUCCAAGUGUCAAAUAUUGCCUGUUCAUAUUUGCAUUAAGAAUUCCAAAACCAUGCUACACAC
Protopterus annectens (West African lungfish) is the source of this 6198-nucleotide messenger RNA. It is a transcript of the gene COL4A6, whose product is annotated as collagen type IV alpha 6 chain. Gene Ontology annotation, molecular function: extracellular matrix structural constituent. The record is from RefSeq and is a predicted model, not a curated record. Gene Ontology annotation, cellular component: collagen trimer; basement membrane. The transcript is spliced from 46 exons. Bases 327 to 5453 code for a protein of 1708 amino acids. NCBI's taxonomy places the organism in Eukaryota, Metazoa, Chordata, Ceratodontiformes, Protopteridae.